AUGGCCACGGACGAGCUGGCCAGCAAGCUGAGCCGCCGGCUGCAGAUGGAGGGUGAGGGCGGCGAGGCUACCGAACCACCCGGGCUCAACGGGGCGGCGGCGGCCGCUGCUCCCGGGGCUCCCGAGGAGGCGGCCGAGGCGCUGGGCAGCGCGGACGACGAGCUGAGCGCCAAGCUGCUGCGGCGCGCGGACCUCAACCAGGGCAUCGGCGAGCCCCAGUCGCCCAGCCGCCGGGUCUUCAACCCCUACACCGAGUUCAAGGAGUUCUCCAGGAAGCAGAUCAAGGACAUGGAGAAGAUGUUCAAGCAGUAUGAUGCUGGGAGAGAUGGCUUCAUCGAUCUUAUGGAACUGAAGCUCAUGAUGGAGAAACUUGGGGCUCCCCAGACCCACCUAGGCCUGAAAAACAUGAUCAAGGAGGUGGACGAGGACCUGGACAGCAAGCUCAGCUUCCGGGAGUUCCUCCUGAUCUUCCGCAAGGCCGCGGCUGGGGAGCUGCAGGAAGACAGCGGACUGCACGUGCUGGCCCGCCUCUCUGAGAUCGACGUCUCCACGGAGGGCGUCAAGGGGGCCAAGAGCUUCUUUGAAGCCAAGGUACAGGCCAUCAACGUGUCCAGCCGCUUCGAGGAGGAGAUCAAGGCCGAGCAGGAAGAAAGGAAGAAACAGGCCGAGGAGAUGAAGCAGCGGAAAGCGGCCUUCAAGGAGCUGCAGUCCACCUUCAAGUAGUGUGGGCCAAGGCCAAGGACCCAGCCCUGCCCCACUGCACAGUCAGAGGGCACGGGCGGGCAUGAGCCACCCAGGGAGGUGAGCCUGAGUCCUGGGCCAUGCGACAGGACCACUACUAAAACCUAAAUAGUCUGUGAAGGGGGAUCUCUUCCAGGGGUCUCCUGAGUGGCCCAGCCACUCCCACUCACUCCUGCUGUUCCUGAGGUUGCGAUACCAGCCACCAGCACCCCCACAGGCCCUCCCUGCGUCUCUUGCUCCCUGACCACUCUGCUGCCCGCUCCAGCCUUCAGAAAAUCCCUGCCCUGUGUACCAGCUGCUCUCCCGCCCACCCGACCUUAACCACAGGCCGCCCUGCCUGACAAUCCCUUCCUAGACAGAAAGCCACUGAGACAGGGAGAGAGUAGGACCCAAGGGCCCGGGUAGUCCUGGGUGCCCCUCCCCAGCACGCCUUCUUCCAGGUCUGCCCCCUCUCUGCUGCAGGGGGCCGGGGGGCACUUGUGUUUUGGUGAAAGGACCCAGGCCCUGAUAAACCCAGGCUGAUGUAGAGAUGGGUCCCAGGCCAGACAGGGUGAAGGCCGCUGUGCGAAUCUACCUCACAGGCCGCACUCUGCUGGGCAUGCCAUGGGCGGGGAAGGUUCUGGGAUGAAGAAACACCACUCCCUAGAACCUUCCAGAACAAGCCGAAGGGUCCCCAAGAGGCUGUGGAGAGGGGUAGAGAGGAGGGAGGAAUGGACCUUCCCAGGGAGGAAGGAACCUGACAGUCUGCUUCAGCGUGUUUGCGUGCACCCAUAGUGGGGCCAGGCCCCCUUUCACACACUCUUUCCCCGGGGGCUACUCCCCCUUUGUCACCAGUGAUGGCACCCACCUGUCACGCUCACCCCCUAGAAAGCAUGGGGACCCCCAAGCUCGUGGCCACGGGCCAUAGUAAAGCCCAUGCCAGCGGCCAUUCUUCCAUAGCUCCUAUGUGCUUGCUCGUGUGUGUGUAUGUGUGUGCCCGUUGCUGUAUCGUGAAACUGUGACGUCACCCGGUCCCAACACGUGAGCUGGCCCUCCAGGCCACAGUUAUGCAACUUUCAGUGUCUGUCAUGACAGCAUCACUGCUUUGGAAACUCGAUAACUCUUUAUUUUAGUACGAUGCCCCAAGAGUCCCUGGAGCUUCCCGUGGGACUUGCAGAGGCUUUAUUUUUUCGGCCUUAGAACCUGCAGAGACGAGGAGGUGCCGAGCCGAGCGCAGCAGCCGUGGCCCUGGCUUGCGUUUGCCUUAGCAGAUAUGUUUAUACAGAUGAAUAUAAAUUUUCCUUUUGGCUUUUUGCAUUUUAUUAUUAUUUUUCUCCCUUCUCACCCCUCAAAAAAAGAAAAACUGCUACUUCUUCAUUUGGUGGUACGAUUAUUUUUUUUAACUAAAAUGAGAUAAAAUUCUAUAUUCCUA
Molecule: messenger RNA, 2152 nt
Organism: Jaculus jaculus (lesser Egyptian jerboa)
Lineage: Eukaryota; Metazoa; Chordata; Mammalia; Rodentia; Dipodidae
Gene: Efhd2
Product: EF-hand domain family member D2
Exons: 4
Coding region: 1-723 (240 amino acids)
Molecular function (GO): calcium ion binding
Source: RefSeq, a predicted model, not a curated record